This is a messenger RNA of Labrus mixtus (cuckoo wrasse), 842 nucleotides long. It is a transcript of the gene ppp1r1c, whose product is annotated as protein phosphatase 1, regulatory (inhibitor) subunit 1C. The transcript has 6 exons. Lineage: Eukaryota; Metazoa; Chordata; Actinopteri; Labriformes; Labridae. Gene Ontology annotation, cellular component: cytoplasm. Gene Ontology annotation, molecular function: protein phosphatase inhibitor activity. The coding region runs from base 83 to 571 and encodes 162 amino acids. Gene Ontology annotation, biological process: intracellular signal transduction. The record is from RefSeq and is a predicted model, not a curated record.
CACACACACACACACACACACACACUCUCUCUCUCUCUCUUUCUGUCUGUCCGUCUUUCUUUCUAUCUCUCAGUCAGUAAUAAUGGAGCCCAGCAGUCCGAAGAAGAUCCAGUUUGCUGUGCCUCCGCUGCAGGGACAGCUGGACCCACAGGCCGCAGAACAUAUCCGUCGCAGAAGACCAACUCCUGCCACUCUGCAGAUAUACAGACAACCUGGCACAGAUGUUGGUGAUCAAAACAACGCCAGCGGAGAGUCACAGGUCUCAGAAGCCUCCCAGAGGAAGCAGAGCACCUACGCCCCACCCUCCAUGAAAGAGCUUCAGCUGGGGGUGGAGCAGCACGUUCUGGGGGCGGGGCUUUGUGAGGCAGAAGGCCAGCUAAGCCCAAUCACAGCACAGCUCUAUGCCAGCGCUCUGUGGGCCAAUUACAAUGGGCAAGAGGAAGCCAAUGGGAAUGAAGCAUGUCUGCUGUUAGCCAAUCAGGAGAGAGGAGUGGCAGAGAGCAACAGUGAAGGGGAUUUGUCAUGUGACAACAAAAAGGAAGCGUCCAGUCCGGACUCCAUCUCUCGAUAGCCACCUUCGCUCUGUUUCAUGUAUCUGUCUUUCCAUAAUCAACUUUCUCUUCUCUUAGUCACUGACAUUCAUCUGAUCCCAUUAACAUCACGGCUUAUUCCUGUGCCUCACAUAAACUCUGUGCUUUGAUUUGUUUCUCUCUCAUGCAGACAUACUAAAUACACACAUAAAGAUUUUAGUUAAAUGUGCUAAAUCUGUCUAAAUUUAAAUUACUGCAGGUCAUGUUGGUGAGGCUUAGCUUGUGAAUAAAGAUAUACUAUAUUCAAAAAUG